This is a messenger RNA of Penicillium chermesinum, 1644 nucleotides long. RefSeq lists its product as uncharacterized. Gene Ontology annotation, biological process: transmembrane transport. The transcript is spliced from 2 exons. Gene Ontology annotation, cellular component: membrane. The record is from RefSeq and is a predicted model, not a curated record. Bases 1 to 1644 code for a protein of 547 amino acids. Lineage: Eukaryota; Fungi; Ascomycota; Eurotiomycetes; Eurotiales; Aspergillaceae. Gene Ontology annotation, molecular function: sulfate transmembrane transporter activity.
AUGACUUUGACGGACAGCUCAUCGCAGAACUCGAUUGAGAAGGGCGUGGCCGGCGCACCUACUAUUGAGGCUGCUGGCGAGCUCUAUAGACCCGACUUGGACGACCCUCUGCGUCACACCAUCUUCGAUGAUGCCGAGCAGGACCCGACAUUCUCGAAGCCUUCCGACACGUAUGAAGGUCUGCACCGAUGGGAUCCAUAUUUCAAGUGGACCUUGGAGGAGGAGAAGAAGAUCAUCCGUACGCUUGAUUGGAAGCUCUGCACCAUGAUUUGUGUUUCGUUCUUCUGCUUGCAGCUUGAUAAGGCCAAUUUCGCCUUGGCGCUGGCCAAUGGGGUCCUUCAGGACAUGGGCCUCACUACCGACGACUAUGAUACCGGCUCAACUAUCUACAACGUUAUGUACCUCGUGGCGGAGCUGCCCUCUCAGAUGAUCGGCAAGAAGCUGGGUCCCAACAUCUGGAUCCCCUUCAUGAUGGUCAGCUGGAGUAUCGUGGUCGCUUGCCAGGCGUUCAUCUCCCACAACAAAUCGGCCUACUUGGGUGUCCGCGCCUUGCUUGGGUUGCUCGAGGGAGGCUUUAUUCCCGCCUGUGUUUCCUACUUGGCCUCGUUCUACAAGUCAACUGAGUUGCCCGGCCGGAUGAAUGCCUUCUGGAUUUCCUUCGUCCUAGCCGGUCUUAUCGGCUCGUUCCUGAGUUACGGAUUCCUUCACAUUGACCUCCACAACGGAAAGCACUCUUGGAUUUACAUCUUUGCUUUCGAGGGUCUCAUUACUGGUGUGGCUGGCAUCUUUGCUUUCUUCUGGAUCCCCCCUUCUCCGGUGGAGACCAAGGGAAUGCUCCGAGGAAAGAAAGGCUGGUUCAACGAGCACGAGGAGAUGAUCGUUGUCAACCGUAUCCUGCGUGACGAUCCCAGUAAGGGAGAUAUGGGUGCCCGGGAUGGCCUUCACCUGAAGGCCCUCUGGGAAUCGCUGAAAGAUUACCACAUGUGGCCGCUGUUCAUUGUUGGUUUGAUCUGGUGGCUUCCUUUGACCCCUGCCAGUUCUUACCUCGCUCUCGAGAUUGAGGCAGCUGGCUUCAAGAAGAUCGAUGUCACACUCAUGGUGAUUCCGUCCGCCGUAAUCUCCGUGAUCCUGAUGAGUUCCGUUACAUUCCUCGCAGAGCGCACCAACCAGCGAUUCCUAUGGGGCGCCGCUGCCAAUGUCUGGGUCUUGGGCAUGCUUCUUGGUCUCUACUUGAUUCCUCCGGCGCCCAUGAAGUGGGUCCGCUGGACUCUAGUGACUCUCCUCGUCGGAUGCCCCAACGUGCAGCCCGUCAUGACCGCCCUGACCUCCCGAAAUGCCGGCUCAGGACGCACCCGUACUGUCGCCCCUGCCUUGUACACUAUGGCCAACCAAAUCUCCAACAUCGCCGCUGCCAACGUGUACCGCUCCAACGACGCCCCUUACUACUACAAGGGCAACAAGGUCCUCAUCGGCUGUGUCUGCGCCACUAUCGUUCUCUUCAUCUUCAACAAGUUCUGGUAUGACUACUGGAACCGCACCUACCGUGCCAAGUGGAAUGCUAUGUCCCACGAGGAGAAGGAGAUCUACCUGCGUGAGAACCCCGAGCUCACCAACAAGCGACUGGACUUCCGGUUCGCUCCCUAG